Molecule: messenger RNA, 1611 nt
Organism: Macrosteles quadrilineatus (aster leafhopper)
Lineage: Eukaryota; Metazoa; Arthropoda; Insecta; Hemiptera; Cicadellidae
Product: ADP-ribosylation factor-like protein 13B
Exons: 10
Coding region: 170-1522 (450 amino acids)
Biological process (GO): receptor localization to non-motile cilium; non-motile cilium assembly
Cellular component (GO): ciliary membrane; non-motile cilium
Molecular function (GO): GTPase activity; GTP binding
Source: RefSeq, a predicted model, not a curated record
UGUUAUUGAUUGUUUUAUUUAGAGGUAGAACAUGGAUUCCGUCGUGAGUCAUUCAAUGUGACAGCAAAAUAAUAAUUUAUUUUAUUAUUUGUUGCAUGGGUACCAUCAAGUAAAGUUUAUUGAAAUAGAGUUUUAGCUCUAAACACUGACUUAUAAUUUGUAGGCUAAGAUGAGUUGUAAAUGUUGUUGUUUACCUGCAAUUGAUUCAGGAUCAGUUAGUUUCUUUAGGAAAUACUCUUCCAGAAAAAGAAACAGGAAAAUUGUGUUGAUGCUGGUGGGAUUAGACAAUGCUGGAAAAUCGUCAACUGCAAAACGAUUAGCUGGAGAACCAGUAGACUCCAUUGUGCCUACAGUGGGGUUCAGCUCUGUGAAGCUGAAACAUAGAGGUUACUCCGUUGUCAUCUACGACCUCGGUGGCAGUCCUCAGAUCAGAGGCAUUUGGCAUAGAUAUUUUGUCGAUGUGCAUGGAGUUAUAUACGUGGUGGAUGCAAGUGACAUGUCACGAAUAGAAGAGAGCCGCAAAGCACUGCAUGAGCUAUUAGCACAUGAGAAACUUGCUGGCAAACCACUUUUGUUGUUAGCCAACAAGCAGGACCAAGAUGGUGCCUUGGACGAGAUUGAUAUCGUAGAACGGCUCAAUGUGGAAGCAUUAGUGAACCAGCAGAAGUGUCCCACUCUGGUAGAGACGUGCUCCACUACUGGUGCACCUCACGGGAGGAAACCUCACGUAGACCCAGGCAUCCUCAGUGGAUAUAGGUGGUUACUGAGAAGGAUUAUAAAUGAAUAUGACAAGUUAAAUGCAAGAGUGGAGCAAGACUUGGAGGAGCAGAGAGUAGCCAAUGAGGUGGCUCGACAGGACUGGCUGCGACGUCAGGACACAGACCUACAGGCUGACUCUCUACCCUCAGACAACGAGAUCACACACGACCCCUUCCAGCCCAUCAACACAUUGGUGGAACACAAUGGGUAUACAUCGGUGAAUGGCCAUGUGGCGACCAAUGGCCAUGUCACAGCUUUGAAGCCUCUAACUCCCAGUGACAGCCCAGACAGUAGUAGUCACACAGUGGAAGGAGAGUACAUUCCUCUACACUCUCCUGUCCCCUCACCUCCACCACCCGCCGAGCCUAACAUACUGGUCAUCAGCGAACCUCAGCCAAUAGACAUUGUCAUGGCUGUUAAAGAUCAAUUUGAAUGGAAAAUGAAUGAACAAAAGAGAAGAAAUAAGAAGCUUCUCCUACGCAGGACCAAUCGAACAGCACCGACAUCUGCUAGUUCAGAGCCUGGGAGAGGUCACAAGGAGCUUCCCCCACUCAAAGUUGCCCAGAGUUGUCCGUGGGCUCGACCAGUCACCGCCAAGUCCCUGCCCUCACAAGGGUGGGGUCUCACAAUGUCACUGGAGGAGAUGCCACCAGUUACUACAACAGCUAACAAGUUGAGUCUUCAGGUGUUGUCAACCCCCAAACAACUCAUGAGCAGCGAUUCGGAUGAUGAAGAUGUGGUUAUCUAUACACCACACAGUUAGUUACAAACAGCUUCUCAUAACUGCCUACUAAGUCAAUAAGCCUUACUGCACAAUCUAGUCAAUCUUGAUCUCAUCAUCAUAACAAAGCU